Theobroma cacao (cacao) is the source of this 2001-nucleotide messenger RNA. Its product is annotated as putative E3 ubiquitin-protein ligase RING1a. The record is from RefSeq and is a predicted model, not a curated record. NCBI's taxonomy places the organism in Eukaryota, Viridiplantae, Streptophyta, Magnoliopsida, Malvales, Malvaceae.
AAAAAAUAGAAGAAAAGAAAAGGGCAGUAGUAGCUAAAUCUCUCCCCAACUGUUUCUUUUUCUUUUUAUCGACCCAUACAAAAAGAGAAAAAAAAAAAAAACCAACUGAACAAUCUCUGGGUCGUCUUCCUCUUCUUCGGCUGGGUGUCUCUGGUAGAAAAGGAAAAGGGCGGAGAAUCGAGACAGCAAAGGCAUCAAUGCCAGCCCAGAAGCGGUCAUUGCCAGAGAAUCUCGACGAUGAAGAGUCCAGCCUUCAUCACCAAAGCCUCUCCAAGCAAUCUCGAAACGAAGAAGACCAACACAAACCUGAAGAUGAGACAACGCAACUGGAAGAAGAACAAGAGCCCGAGCCAGAGCAAGAGCAAGAACAACAACAAUAUCAUAAACACGACCCAGAUGACGAAAACCACCAAGUACAACUCCAAGGCGACAACGAAGAUGAAGAUGAAGAAGAUGAAGAUGAUUCUGAUGGAAGCCAAUCUUCUACUUCUCAAGAGAAACCCGAAUUUGUCUUUGUGGAACUUCCAGAAAUUCGCAAAGAUGUUCAAUGUCCAAUUUGUUUAGGAAUCAUAAAGAAAACAAGAACUGUAAUGGAAUGUCUGCAUCGUUUUUGCAGAGAAUGCAUUGACAAAUCAAUGCGACUGGGGAACAAUGAGUGUCCGGCUUGCCGUACACAUUGUGCAAGUCGACGUUCUCUCAGAGAUGAUCCAAACUAUGAUGCAUUAAUUGCAGCUUUAUAUCCAGAUAUUGAUAAGUAUGAAGAGGAGGAAUUGGCUUUUCAUGAAGAAGAAAGGACUCGCAAUAAGCAGAUUCAAGCAUCAAUUGCCCAAAUAUUUCAGAGACAAUCAGAAGCACUCGUUAAACGACGUAGUCUUGGUAAAGAGAGCACAGGUGGCUUUAUGACUAGGUCACAACGCAAUCAUCGGAGUACUCAUCCACGUAGGAGACGGAACUCUCGAGGGGCUGAGCAUCAAGGAUCUGAAGACAAUGAGGAUGAAAAUGAUGACAAUGGAGGCAGAGAUUCAUCUUCCACUGAUGAGCGCUGCACAGAAGUGAGGCAGAGAAGGCGCAAAAGACGGGCUGGAAUUCGGCCAUCCCAGCCUUCUUCAUCAGUGGUAAACUCAGAUGGUGGCUGUGUUGAAAAUGAUACAGAGGUGUCUAGAGACAGCAGAGGAAUUUCUCCUGGGCUUGUCUGGAACACAGACAAGCUUGCUUGGGGGGCAGGUGGUGCUCGGAGUCACACUCGACAUGGAAAUUCUGGCGGUGGCAGUGGCAAGAGUUCUCGUGCUCGCUUAAGCAGACUGGUAGAGUACCUGCGGAGCUUGGAGGAAAGCAAUGAUGAGUUGGAUGUUCAUCUCAAGCUUAUAUCUGUGGAUGAACACAGUACAUCCAGUUUGCAGCAACCCUACCUUUGUUGUCGGCCCAGUCUGUCAGUUAAGCAGCUAUGCGAAUACAUUGCUCUCCAGACACCAUUGCGAGCUGAAGAAGUAGAAAUACUAAUGGUAAAGGGACAAUACAACACUGAUGACAACCACUCCAUCCCAACUCCUUUGACCUCAGAGGAUGCGCUACAAAUUUUGGAAGGUCAAGAAACUUUGGCAGGGCUCAAAGUCAAGAGCAGUUCUGGAAGAAAUCAUUUGAUUCUAGCAUAUCGGCAGAAGCAAACUAGCUAGCAAAUUUGUGCCAACGUUGGCUUGAUAAUUCAUAGAUGAGUUGUAUGUAAAUAUACAGAGCGAGAGGUGUCUGGUCGUUUGAUGGAAGCAUUGUUUGAGUUGCUGCCUUCUUGGGUGAAGUAGAAUUUAGGAUAAUGGAGUUGAGAUUUCCGAGGAUGGUAGAAGUAACAGUUUUAUUAUUAUGUAUAGGAAAAUUUAGUUUAAAUUGUUUGAUGAUAAAACAAAAAGGGAACAGUAACUGUCUUCAGAUUGCUAACACGGGCUAUAUACAUGUUUCCAUACAAUUUGCUUAACCUGCUUUGAUUGUGAGAUAUAUCUCUUUCAACAA